Dichotomopilus funicola is the source of this 1416-nucleotide messenger RNA. RefSeq names its product chaperonin 10-like protein. Gene Ontology annotation, molecular function: oxidoreductase activity, acting on NAD(P)H. The transcript is spliced from 6 exons. The coding region runs from base 1 to 1416 and encodes 471 amino acids. NCBI's taxonomy places the organism in Eukaryota, Fungi, Ascomycota, Sordariomycetes, Sordariales, Chaetomiaceae. The record is from RefSeq and is a predicted model, not a curated record.
AUGAGCGUCGCAGCUGAGCACGUCCCGAGGGAUGACUUACACGGCCCGGGUAAGCUGCCGUUGAGGACGAAAUCCGAAACGGCUGACUCGACUGCCGGCGUCAAUACCCCUUUAUCAAGCAACCCCCUGGCUAUACCCGACACCCAGACGGUUCUUCUCCUCCACGCAACACGGCAGCCGUAUGUUUUACAGGAUGGAUAUCCCGUUCCCGCAUCACAACAUGACCGGGAGGUUCUCGUCCGGAACCGUGCCAUUGGCCUCAACCCGAUGGACUGGAAGGCGCCUGAUUUCAACUUUGGUAUCCCAGUACUGCCCUACAUCUCUGGUCGAGAGCUAGCCGGCGAAGUUGUGGACCCUGGGCAGUCAUCCCGAUUCCAGUCCGGCGAUAAAGUAAUCGUAAUCUCAACUGACUACCGCGACCUGCGCAAAGCCGCCUACCAACAGUACGCCAUCAGCCUCGACUACAACACCGUCCGCCUGCCCCCGCAUCUCUCCUUCGAAGAGGGUGCCACCCUCGGCGUAGCCUUUGUCGUGGCCGCCCUAUCCAUCGGCGUCAACAUGGGGCUGGACUUCUCCCACGUGCACGACGGGCCGGACCUGUACACCCUGCUGCGGUCGUUGCCGCCGGAGUCGAUCCCGGCUGAUGUGAGAGAGGAGUGUUUGGGGAAUUUGGAGGAGGGGGAUAGGGCUAGGCCGGGGGAUUGGGUUGCUGUUUGGGGGGCAUCAUCUACAUCAGCCAACCUGAUCCUCCAACUCGCCCGUCUCGCCGGCCUGCGCACCAUGGCCAUAGCCGACACCGCUAAGCACGGCCUGCGCCUGUCCCAUCACCCAUCCCUCAAACCCGACCUGCUAGUCGACAGCCACGAUCCGGCGCGGGCAGUGGAUAUCAUCCGGGCGACUAAUGGGAAUGGGAAUGGGACCGGGGGACUGCGCUUCGGGAUAGACACCAGAGGACGAGAUUCCGCUGCGUGGUUGAUGCGCGCGUUGGAUGACACGAUACCUCACGUGGAAGUCGACCAACCCCCCUCACCCCCAUCCACGCCCGACCGCAACCGCAACGACAAACCCACCCCCCCAACAACCCUCCCCCCGUCAACAAUCCCCCAAACCAAAACCGCCCCCAAAAAAUCCCACCUCAUAGGCCUAACCGGCCUCCCCAACCCCCCCUUCCCACCCCCUUACCAAAACGAUAACACACCAAACUUCCACACAAUCCCCAUAAAACUCUUCCACGACCUUCCCGCCCUAGGCGAAGCCCUCGUCCUCUGGCUGGAGCGUUUACUCGCCCACGGGUUGAUCGCGCCGGCGGAUAUCAUUGACAUACAGCAGGGCGGACUGGGGAGUGUUAACGCGGGUUUGAAUCGGAUGAGGGGGGGGGAGAUUAGUGGGGGGAAGUUGGUUGUUCGGGUUGAGUAG